Molecule: messenger RNA, 354 nt
Organism: Cordyceps fumosorosea ARSEF 2679
Lineage: Eukaryota; Fungi; Ascomycota; Sordariomycetes; Hypocreales; Cordycipitaceae
Exons: 1
Coding region: 1-354 (117 amino acids)
Source: RefSeq, a predicted model, not a curated record
AUGGUUACCGCUGUCAUCCUCACGCAUCCUCCCAGCCAGGCCGAGAAGAACAAGGUACUCUCGCCACAUGUCCAAGUGCAGAUCAGCGGUCAAGAGUCCGGCGCCAACUUCUUCGCCAUGGCCGUGCUCCUGGACCCGAGGUCAAGUGCCGUGGCCGGUGGCCUGCUCACUGAACCCACGACGGGGGGGGUUUCGCAGAAUGACGGGUCCACCAUGAUCUUUACCUUUUCCAACUCGUCCAUUAUCGCCGCUGGCACGUACAAGAUGCGCCUGGACAUCUACAGUGUCAAUGACACCGACGGUGCCAAGUUGGAGACCCAGCUCGAGGCGGGCCAGAUUUCCGUCACUAAUUAG